Molecule: messenger RNA, 2327 nt
Organism: Corylus avellana
Lineage: Eukaryota; Viridiplantae; Streptophyta; Magnoliopsida; Fagales; Betulaceae
Source: RefSeq, a predicted model, not a curated record
CUUGGUGGUUCAUAAAAUUUAGGUUAACUAUUUUUGUUACAAUUAAUAUCACAUUUUGGAAUUCAUUUCGUGAUAAAUCGCGACCUAUUGCCUAUUUCAAUAUCAAUUCAUUUUUAGGGAUUGAACCAAAAAAGAAUUUAAGCUUCUUUUCGGACAGGAAAGAGGAUGUCCCUUUGUUAAUGGGCUAUAUUUGGGCCUAUAGAACGGUUCUAUAGGCCCAACCUCAUAUAAACUUGGACCUUAGUUCAACAUCUUCUAGCCCUAAUAAUAAACAUUAAACAACCCAUCGCACGCCGGCCACUGCCCAACGCCGCCGUAGUUUGGGUUGCAAUUCCUUAUUGUUUUGUCUGUUUGGUUUGUUCCUUCAAGCAAGGUGAGAUUUUUGCAAAAAAAAAAAUUGAUUUGUCUGUUUGGUUUGUUCCACUGCCCAAGCUCUGUUUUUGCAAUUUUUGCUGAAUUAUUGUGUUUGAUAUUGAUAGAGCAAAUUUAGUGGGCCAAUUUUUUCACUGAUUGACCUUGCUUGGCCUUGCAAUUUAUGUUUGUUCCACUGCUCAAGAGAAUGGAUGAAUAGUUAUAUGGGAAUCAAAUCGGAAAAGUCUUAAUGAGAAGUAGGGGUGGCCAUAGUUUCACAGUGAAAACCUCAUGGGAGUGGGAUGAUAUAAGUUGUUUUACGGUGUUUUCAUCUCUAUUUUAUAUAAUGCUUUACGUAGUGAUGUGGCAUUUUCAUUUUCAUUGAUUUUUUUUUUAAAAAAAUUUCUUCGUCAAAAAGUGUGCAUCUCUGCUUUUCAAAGAACUGGUGUUUAGCUCAUACGCGAGAAUCCGAGAAAUUUUUUGACGAAGGUAGGCCUGUCUGCCUUAAUCCUGUGAUUGUCUACGGUAUGAUUUUACUUUUUCUCUCGAAUAUGCAUAUUUAAACAAAUAUUUAUUUUAUUUUAUUUUUUAUGUAAAAUAUGAUUGUUUUGGUUCCUAGUUUUGUUUUUGGCUUUCAAUCGAUGAUUGUAUAUGACCUUUUAAUGCAUAUUUGUAGUUGUUCAAUAUGGCAGCAAAUUAAUAUGCAUUGGGUUGAGUUUUAUGCUCAUUCUUUUAUUUGUAAGGUGUAGGAAGGGUGUGAAGUCUAGUAUUCGACGCCAAGAUGCAGGCUUGUAGUGGAGCUGCAGUGAGAGGUUCGGUUCAACAGCCUAUUUGGACCAAGGGAUCAAAUUUUAUUCCAAAAGGGUCCAGUGUUGUUGGAUUUCCGCAACAUGUAAAAGUCAAUUCGAUGAAAGCCUGUAGGUGUUCUUGUAUUGAAGGAGGUUUGGUUACAGGGAGGCCACCUUCUUCUGUCUUUGUGCCUGAAAUUGGAGGUAAUGGAAGCAACUUUGUAGACCAUGGCUUGAGUGAAGCUGAUCCUGAAGUCCGUUCAAUAAUUGACAAGGAGAAGGAGAGGCAGUUCAAAAGCCUUGAGCUUAUUGCCUCAGAGAAUUUUACGUCUCGAGCAGUGAUGGAAGCAGUUGGCUCAUGCCUGACAAACAAGUAUUCUGAAGGACUACCAGGUAAAAGGUACUAUGGUGGCAAUGAGUACAUAGAUGAGCUUGAGACACUGUGUCAACAAAGGGCUUUGGAAGCAUUUCAAGUAGAUGGAAAGAAGUGGGGUGUUGAUGUUCAGCCGUUAUCUUGUUCUCCUGCUAACUUUGAGGUUUAUACGGCGAUAUUAAAGCCUCAUGACAGGUUAAUGAUUGCCGAUGCUGUUGGUGCUUUUCUCAUGAUGGAUAUGGCUCACAUUAGCGGACUUGUUGCUGCAUCUGUUGUUGCUAAUCCUUUCGAGUAUUGUGAUAUUGUGACCACAGCAACACACAAGUCUUUAAGAGGUCCUAGAGGUGGCUUGAUCUUCUUCAAGAAGGAUACUGUUCUCGGAGUUGAUUUAGAAUCUGCCAUCAACAAUGCAGUUUUCCCAGGUAUACAGUUUCCCUGCAGAGAGAAUGCCCUUUUAACAUAAUAUUUGACACCAAAAAGUGAAAAUGAAAAUGGAGCCAAACUAGUUUCUCCGACUGCUAUUGAUCCUGGAAAUGUGGCGCCAUUCAACCAAUUAUUGGCACAAAGAAUGAUCAUCAUCAUAAGCAUAAGCAUAAGCAAGGGAACAGUAAUGACUUAGACAACAUUAUGAUUUAUGAACGCUAUCUGAUGAAUACAGUUUAGCAGGGAGCCAACAAUCUUCAGCACUACACUAUAAGAAUUGGCAUCUGAUGGAGAUGCCAAAUUAGAACACACUGCCUUAUUCAUGACUUUUAGUCAAUAUAUAUACAGAGAACAGAAAUAUGUAAAUGUAAUAUUACAAAAGGCCUCCCCCC